Molecule: messenger RNA, 1647 nt
Organism: Ixodes scapularis (black-legged tick)
Lineage: Eukaryota; Metazoa; Arthropoda; Arachnida; Ixodida; Ixodidae
Exons: 2
Coding region: 1-1647 (548 amino acids)
Source: RefSeq, a predicted model, not a curated record
AUGGUUGAAACGUGCUGUGUGCCACUGUGCCGCCAGCGUGGCUACCGCGACGAGAACAGCAAAAAGGUCACAUUCCACAAGUUUCCUUCUGGGAACAAACUACGGCGGAAGUGGAUCCAUGCUAUCAGAAGAGACCCUGGUGCACACUUCAGCAUUCAGCAAACAACCAAGGUGUGCUCAAGGCACUUCACGCCGGACAGCUUCGUCCCCAAUGUGGCAAGCGGACGACAGUAUUUGAAGGAAAAUGCGGUGCCUUCUCUUUUUGAAUUCACCAAGAAAGUCGUGCCUCGACCGGUUCCCAACCGACAACCCCUGCAGACCAAAUUCCUCGAACCAAACACUACAGAUGUGUUUUGCAGCGAUGAAAUGGCAUCUCCCCCAGACCUAAAUGAUGUAGGAACAUCAACAAGCCAAGUUCCAGGCUGGGCGGUGAACACAGAUGCACCUGCAAGCAUCAGUUUGACACAAGGCAAAUGCAACUGCGCCUGCACAGAAUUGACUCAGAUGAAGCUGCAGCUGAAAGAAAAGGAUGCAGAGCUUGUCAAGCUAAAGGAUCAGUGUAACAUUCUUCUGAACUGCAGCAACAUCCUGAGCACAACAAAAAGAGACCUUGCACGAGCAAAGGAACAAGUAGUGUGUCUAAUGCGGAGGAACGAGGAGCUGAAGAAUGAACACACAGCUAAAAUGCAAGAGCUCGAAACAAAAUUGUCCGAGGCAGACAAACGGAAGAAGACAUUUUCGGCAGAAAGAUUUAAAGACGACGACAGCAGCAUCCAGUUCUACACUGGCGUGCAAAGCUACGGUUAUUUUAAAGGAUUACUGCAGUAUGUAGCCUCAGAAAGUGACGGUGCUAAUCCGGACCACCCAAAUAGGGAAGCAAGAGGUCGUCCGCACAAGCUAUCUCAAGAGGACCAGCUUUUCAUGACGCUUGUCAAGCUGCGACUUGGUCAUUUCCACAUGCACCUGGCACACAUCUUCAACGUCUCUACCAGCACUGUGUCGAGGGCUUUUGGAACAUGGGGUAACCUGCUCUAUGUCCGGCUGUCGGAGCUGGCAUGGUGGCCACCACGUGAUAUUGUAGACUCAACCAUGGCUGAGGAGUUUAAGGCACGGUAUCCAACAACACGGGUGAUUAUUGAUGUUACUGAAGUUCGGUGCGAAGUCUCCAGUUCUCUGGUUCUGCAGUCGGGAACAUACUCUCCAUAUAAAUUGACAAACACUCUCAAGGGACUAAUUGGAAUUUCACCGAACGGACUUGUGAGCUUUGUUUCAGAGCUCUUCACUAGGUCAGCUUCAGACAGAGAACUUGUGAUCAGAAGUGGGUUUCUGGAACAAGAGUUUGCACCAGGUGACACAGUCAUGGCUGACAAGGAAUUCAAAAUCAAAGAUCUUUUUGACAAGAAAGGUAUUGGAUUGAACUUGCCACCGUUUCUGACGAAGCAACAGUUCAGUGUUGCAGAGGUGCGAGAAACGGCGGACAUUGCUUCUUUGCGGAUUCACGUAGAGAGGAGAAUCCAGCGCAUUAAGACUUAUCAUAUAUUUGACAGAGUUGUUCCCCUCUCUCUUGGUCCCAUAGUUAACCAGAUGUGGACUAUUUGCGCUCUUCUGAGCAACCUUCAACCUUCUAUUUUAAAAGAAGUGGAUUGA